Epinephelus moara (kelp grouper) is the source of this 6300-nucleotide messenger RNA. RefSeq names its product taxilin gamma (gene txlng). The record is from RefSeq and is a predicted model, not a curated record. Lineage: Eukaryota; Metazoa; Chordata; Actinopteri; Perciformes; Serranidae. Gene Ontology annotation, molecular function: syntaxin binding. The coding region runs from base 224 to 1705 and encodes 493 amino acids. Gene Ontology annotation, biological process: regulation of cell cycle. The transcript is spliced from 11 exons.
UGUCAGUGAGUUGGACAGGAAACUGCAGUGAAGUUAGGUGGUCCAUAUUACAUCCAGUUUUUACUACAGUCACUAAUUAUUAUUCUCAACAGCAACACUGGCACAGUAACUGAUGUGUUAGCAUUUGACAGGCUGAUGUAAGUUAACUUUAGUGUGUAAGUGUUGCUUUAUGUUAGCAUACAUCAUACUCCCCACUUAGCCGACAAGCUCGUAGUCAGGACCAAUGGAGACGACAGAAGUUUGUGAGAUUGAUGUGGCGACCAGAAGAAUAGUGGGAGGCAGCGACUCUCCACCUGAACUGGACAGCCCAUGUCAGGAGGAGGUUGCGGAGUUUGGUUUGGGGUUGUGCUGCGCUGAUGAGGAGAGGGGAGAAACUCCAGGCAGAGAGGACAGUCCCAGCGACCUGGUGGAGGCUGAGCUCGACCCUGGAGGAGAUCUCAAGGCCGGAGAGGACAAGGCUUUUGGAAAGGAGGUCGUUCUGUUGAUGCAGGCUCUGAACUCUCUCGCCACUCCUGAGGAGAAACUAGCUGCUCUGUGCAAGAAAUAUGCAGACCUGUUGGAGGAGAGCCGCUGCAUGCAGAAGCGUCUGAAAGCCCUGCAGAAGAAGCAAUCUCAGAUAGUGAAGGAGAAGAUCCACCUGCAGGGAGAACACAGCAAGGCCAUCCUGGCCCGCAGCAAGCUGGAGAGUCUCUGUCGGGAGCUGCAGAGACACAACAAGACACUGAAGGAGGAAAACGCCCAGCGGUCCAGGGAGUACGAGGAGCAGCGGAAGGAGGCCAUGCUGCACUUCCAGAUGACCUUGAGCGAUAUCGAGGUGCAGAUGGAGCAGCACAGCUCCCACAACACCAAGCUGAGGCAGGAGAACAUGGAGCUGGCCGAGAAGCUGAAAAAGCUCAUCGAGCAGUACGAGCUGCGAGAGGAGCACAUAGACAAGGUGUUCAAGCACAAGGAGCUGCAGCAGCAGCUGAUGGACGCGAAGCUGCAGAGAAUCACCGAGAUGAUGAAAGAAGUCGAGGAGAAGCAGCAAAGAGAGAGAGACUUUCUGCUGAAGGACGCCACGGAGUCCAGACACAAGUGUGAGCUGAUGAAGGAGCAAGAAACACAGCUCAAACAACAGCUCUCCCUGUACAUGGACAAGUUUGAGGAGUUUCAGAGCACUCUGGCUAAAAGCAACGAGGUCUUCACCACUUUCAGACAAGAGAUGGAGAAGAUGACCAAGAAGAUCAAGAAGCUGGAGAAGGAGACGACACAGUGGAGGACCAAAUGGGAGAGUAACAACCAGGCUCUGCUGCAGAUGGCCGAGGAGAAAACUCUUCGUGACGGCCACUUCAAGGCUCUGCAGGGGAAGCUGGAGCUGCUGGAGAGGCUGUGCAGAGCCCUGCAGAAGGAGAGGAACGACCUCAACAACCAGCUCAGCCUCCUCCAGGAGCAGGGAGACAAAGGGACCACAGCGCCUCCUGAAGCCCAGCCAAGGGAGCCCUCCAACGGGGAGGAAGACGAGGACGAGGUGGAGGAGGAGGAGGAGGAAGACGAGGAGGAAGACGAGGAGGGCUUGGCGCAGGGUGACGAGCUGGAGACGGAGGGCGUCCACCAAGCUCCCAGACCACCUGAACUGGACCCCACGACGGCUGCUACUGACAAAACCACUACUACGACGACGACGACCAGCCAGCCUGCAGAAGCACCGCCCUCACAGCAGGACUGAACGAGCCUACACCGCCCGAGUGUGUAGGUGAGACGGGUGUGAUCGGAGGGCUCCACACACCUCCAGCCUAGUUCCAUAACUAGCCAGAGAAACCAUCUGCAAUGGGGAUAGAGAUUUCUUUUCUUUUUUUAAUCCUAGACUUGCCUCUCCAGGUUUCUGAACAGAAACUGAACCCAUAUCAUUUUUUUUGUGCGAUAGUUAAAGAAGAAUAAAAUGAUUGUAUCGAGGAUUCUAUUCUAAAACUUUGCCCACGUUUUACAUUGGUUGUAAUAAUUGGCUUUGUGGCGAGCACUUGGUACUCCCUGUUUUUUACCAUAACUGUAUUUUCAUAGGAAAGUCUCGUGCAAAUUGAAGCUAGUCAAAGUCAAAUUGGCCUUUUAUUUCUCUCUUCACAUGGUCUCUCCCUGUAGUGUCACAUGUCUCACUGGAAAUUCUAGUUUGAUUAAAUUGAAAAGUGGGUUUAUCACGUGCAUAUUGUCGCAGGUCACUUUGUAUUAACGUAGCCUUACUGUCGGCAUGUGAUCUGGAAAACUGGAGGAGGAAAUGGGACAGUGUAGAGUCAGAGUUGGGCUUAUUUGACAUCCGUCUUGGCCACAGGGUAUUAAAUAUAUUUUUUGAUCACGUUUUAAUUUUCUUGAUUAGAGCAGAAAGUGUCGCAGCAAAAUGAACCUUGUGCAAUAGGUGGUGCUGGUUUAAAGCUCUGAAAUAUUGACAACUUGUGGGACAGUUGGUGAGCAACUUCGGCUGUCGAGCUCAACUACAACAUGCUAACUAGCUGGCAACAUGCUCGCUAAUUGCCAGUUAGUAUGCUAGCAAGUAGGGCUGUCACUUUAUCUGAAAAAAUACAAUAAUAGAUUUCUAAUAAUCAGUUUGAAUUCAAAAUUUUGAAGCGUGUUAUCCCAGCAGGCCACGUUUAGCACUCUGACCCAGACAUGACCUGUUGGUAAAGUGUGGAGGCAAAUUUGAGUAUUUGCAUUCAACACCAGAGACAGAAAACUUGUGGUCAAAAGCUAAACAUCACCAUAGCUACAAUGAAACACAGCCCUUGAUUCAAGGAGGCGCCGCACAUGAAAAACAUACAGUAAUAACUUGAUCAUGACUUUUGGAAAUUGUGACAGCGCCAUUAGCUCGUUUGGUUGCCAACUCAUGUCUGUGCUAACCAGAGAAAAGGCUAAUGGUAAAAUUACUUGAAUGAUCGGCACCGUUUGGCCCGCAGAGCAGGCUGGUCGAGCUGCCUACUUCUGGUCCAGCGCUUUGUUAACUUGAAUGUGGAUAAAAUUAUUUAAUCAUGCGGCUCAUCUAGACUUUCCAAAUGUUAUUGGACCAAAUGGACGCUCCAAAAAAAAUGUAUCCACUGAUGUACAGAUGUCUCUUUCGCCAUGUAAGUCUAUGGGAAAAGUCUUUUUGUGCCCCUUCCUGAGAGCCUGUGCUAACCAGACAAAAAGUUAGCAGUUUACUUGAGAUAUAUUUAUAGCAUUAACUCACGCAAACCACAUCUCCUCUGAAGCGUUUUAUUGUCUGGAAGGUUCCUCUGUUUGGACUGUGGUUCUCUAAGUCGAACUCUAAAACAAUUGGCUUUUAUAAAUGCUCACCUGACUGGGCUUGGUGUCAAAUCAAGCCUCAGAAAUAGCCACCUUUAAGGUAAAUUAUAGCUUCAACAGUUGACCACAAGAUAAUGAGUCCACCUUUGCAAAAUUCAGAUUUUACAGGUGGUGUUGAGGCCACUGUGGUGAUGAGAAAGCUGAAAUAUUUUGAGAAUAAAAUUGUAAUUUUGAAGAGAAAAAAGUCAUAUUUCAAGAAGUGUAACUUUGCAAAAAAAAGUUAUAUUUUGAUCAACGAAUGUGGAAGACUGAUUAAAUCAGAGGACAUGUUCUUGCAAUAUUAUGACUUCAAAUUGUCUCCCUGCACUCGAGGGAUUUUCAGGAAACGAUUCAACAUGUUCUGGAUUCAAUGCAGAACAAAACCCAGUGCGACGUCCAUUAGAUCUAAUCUGCAAGUCAACAUUUAAUCAUGAGUUUAACAGGUCUGUACUAGCUAAUGUUGUUGAGCGUCCUCUGUAAUAAAACAUGACUUGAUGAACCCUUUCAGCCCGCCCUUUAACACGAGUUGCUCCUCCUCAGCUGUAACUCACACUUGAGGGGUGUAUGCUGCCCCCAGUGGUCAAUUUGUGCGUCACUUUGAACAGGACUCUGUGGUAGGUGUUGUUAAAGCUCACCUCUGUUACUGCAGGUGUCACCAAUUUGACCAGGACUGAAAUCGUAAGCAUUAGAAGUUGGGUUUGAUAAUUUAAUCUCCCAUUUAACCUUUUUUUGUUUGUGUCCCUGUGAGGAAACAUAACGAGGGAUAAUACGGGAACUAGAAAAACAUGAAAGCUCAGCGAUUGUCUGCGUGCAAAAUGUGUUACUUGAUUUUAAUCUGCAUUUCAGUUAUCCACUUUUUAAUGAACCGUAUCAUUUGAUUUCCGUACAGUCAGCUCAACAGCGUGUACAGACAAGAGCCGAGUCAGGAGUUCUGACACACAGUUCGUCCACUGGCAAAUUAUGUUCUGUAAAUUAUGUUAGAGAACAUCAGAAUAAUGAGCCUCGACGUCUUUGACACUUUAUACUGGAAGAAGAUUGAAUGUGAUUUUUCUUUUCUAAUGCAUUUAAAUAAAAAGAUUUGAUUUCCAUCAGCGAUGCAUAUCAACAGGAGCUGCAGCUGUUACUGUACACGAGGAAACUCGUCAGUGUGUGUAGACACCUGAAACAGUGAAUGUAGGGAAUCAGUUGUCGGCAGUGUCAAACUGAGCUGUGGAUCUUGAAACUGGCAGCGUUAAGAAUAGAAGCCCCUCAAAUAGAAAUUAAGGUACACAUUUGCACCCCGUGCGUAUUUUACCUUUUGUCACUACAGUUUUGUUUUUUAAUUUGGGGCACUUCUGUCAUCCCCAAAUGACUUUUGUGUAACGAUUAACCACCCCAUUACGUUGAAUUCAUGAACAAAACGUUUCUCUCACAUGCCUCUCGUGAGGGAAGAAUCCAAAAACAGAAAAUUAUCUCGUUAUAAACUGCAAAACUAUUUUGAAACAUUUGUUAACAAACUCUCACACAACUCGUGCAGUAUAAUCCAAGUCCCAUUUAUCCAGUCGUAUGCUCAGUAUCUCCCAAGCAGACUGCGGUUUCCAACAGGGAACUGAAACAUAUUUAUGUUCUCUUCAAAGCCAGACUCCAUUGACAAAUAUAUAAUUUUACCUUGCUGAACACAGGAGCUGCUGGUGUAUUGUCAUUUGGCACCACAGCUGCAUGAAGGGGCGAAGCUGUCCUCCACAUUCUGUGUGCGGUCCUAAUCCUCCUCCUCUUCAUCAUCAUCCACCUGAAUAUUACUAUCUGACCUGUUGAAAGUAGCUGUCUGAGUUACAAAAUGAUCCUGUGCGUCCCGUUCCUCUGUUGUGGUGCAGCUGUGUCCCACCGCCACAUUUUCUUCACUGAUUCUUGGUCGAAAGUCUCCAAAGGCUCUGACGGAGGUGAAAAACUCAGUGUGCAAACAUGAUUAACACAACGUCAGAUUUGUUUCUGGAUGUGCAACAAUUUUAGACCAAAAAAAAAAAAAAAACAGACUCAGUGCGCAAAGACCUUUGAAUUAUCUCAGUUUUUGGAUUCUUGAGGCAGAAGUUUUCUUUAUGAAUUCCCCCGUAUAACACAGGGUGAGUAACUCAUAUACAAAUGGUCAUUUUGGGGGUGAAGUAUUACUUUAACCCUGCUUGCUCCACUACCUAAGCAACAGCUGAUACUGCAGCUACUGUUCCACAACAGAUCCGAAAUCUUGAAUACAGGAGUUAAUUCUCGGUGCAGAGUGAUCUGCUCACCCCGUUAUUGCUUCAUCUGCAUCUGUAGUUUGAAUCCCUUAUUUGUGGGUACAAGGCUGAUUCAUGGUGUGCACCUUUUUUGCCGACUAUUCUCUUUGAGAUCUUGUACGCAGCGGGAAAGAAAAUUGCUUGACUUAAAGUGUAGUGGUGAAGAACCAGAUUCCCUCAGCACUGUUGAAUUUGUUGUUCCGGCCAUUCUUUCCUCAAGUGGCUCCUUUUUAACUCAGUAUAUUGUAAAGACGGUGAGAAUCACAGGGGUGAUACAACACAUAAUUUUCCUUUACAAAUGUAACAGUGCGACUUGAAGUAACGUCCUCGAAGACGUCGCCUUGCAGUCUGAUUGAUUCUAUCUGUGAUGUCUCCUGGUCUUUUCCACGUUUCUCCUCCUCGUGGAUCUAUCUUCACAUUUAAAUACUAAACUGAUGUAAACACGUACAGGGUCAGGUGGUGUGUGCAUAACUUUCUUUCGGGUGGAGGACAGGUGUAGUCCAAGGGAGCCGAGGGAAGACUUUUCAGCAUCUGUUUCCUCUUUCUUUGGCGUUGCCCCAGAUUGACUCUCAGGUAAUGUCAGAAUCUACCUCUGCAGGUGAGACUAACUGUGAAAGAAGAGGCAUGAGUCACCAUAGCUUCGGAGAGCUCUAUUUUUACUAAAUAAAGAAAAAAAAAGAUGAGCCCACACCCCCUCUUUGAUUGUACAAUGUUCUUAUAGUCCUGUCUUGCUUUUCAAUAAACAUUUUGUAGAAUUUGCAAAAGC